UUAAAUAACACUAGUGUCGUGAUUGAACGUGUGUUUAAUAAUAAUAUUAAUAACAUUUAUCUAUUUUUUUUUAAUUUAAAAAUGAAGUUCUUAAUAAUUGAUAUUAAUAUGAGAAGAUUAAUAAUUAUCGUUACUGGAUUUAUUAUAAUGAUUGACGAUAUUAAUUGUCGUAAAAGUUAUCCGAAAAUAAAUUCAAAUUGUGAAUGCGGUUGGUCUGGUGAAGGAUUACAAAAUAGAAUUGUAGGAGGUACAAUAACAAUUCCACAUAUUUUUCCCUGGAUAGCUGCUAUUUUUUAUAAGGGAGCUUUGCAUUGUGGCGGUGCAUUAAUUAAUGAUCGUUAUGUUUUGACUGCUGGUCAUUGUGUUAAAUGGAUCGAUCAACGUGGUUUAGAUGUUGGUCUGGGUAUGCAUGAUAUAAAAUCACUAUCUGAUGGUUACAUUAUCCCAAUAGAUCGUGCAAUAUUGCAUGAAGAUUUUGAAAGUGAUUAUUUACAUGACACUAAUGAUAUCGCGUUAUUAAAAUUAAGUCGUACAGUGCGUUACAAUGAUAAAGUACAGCCAAUUUGUUUGCCCGCACGAGGAUCUGAUUACUCGGGGCAUUUAGUUAAAGUCGCUGGCUGGGGUAGGGUUACAGUUAAUGGCGGAGCUUCAAGAUAUUUAAGACAAGCAACCCUCAAAGUAAUGCCUUAUAAAAUUUGCACCAAUACAUCAUUUGGUGACCAUUUAACAGAGUCAAUGCUGUGCGCAUAUAAUGACAAUACUGAUGCAUGUCAGGGUGAUAGUGGCGGUCCACUUUUAUUUGAAAGAUCUGGUGGAAGAUAUGAAAUUGCUGGAAUCGUAUCCUGGGGAAUAGGAUGUGCGCAACCAGGUGUACCAGGUGUCUAUGUAAAAGUAACUGAUUAUUUAAUAUGGAUAAGAAGUCACACUAAAGAUGCAACAUAUUGUUUAAAUAGAUAAAAAAAAAAUUAUAAUAAAAAAAAAACAAAUUGACGUCAGUUUAUUUGUUAUUUAAUUGAGUAUAAAAUAAAAAUUGUUAAAUUAAAUUUUUUAUAACAUUAAAUUAUAUAAUUGCUCGUACAAUUUUUAUUGGACGAUAAAAAAAUGUUAAUUAAAAAUAAAUUGAUUUACAAUCAAUCGAUUAAAGAUUUAUCAGAAAAACUUUUUAAAAUUAUAAUUAAUUAGAACAAAUAUAAAAAUAAAU
Messenger RNA from Microplitis mediator, 1201 nucleotides. Its product is annotated as trypsin-1-like. The coding region runs from base 82 to 957 and encodes 291 amino acids. The record is from RefSeq and is a predicted model, not a curated record. Gene Ontology annotation, molecular function: serine-type endopeptidase activity. Gene Ontology annotation, biological process: proteolysis. Lineage: Eukaryota; Metazoa; Arthropoda; Insecta; Hymenoptera; Braconidae. The transcript has 7 exons.